CACACAUGUACACACACCAGCUACCAGCAGCAGCUGGUGCUAAUAUAUAGCUACUCCACUAGUUUACUCCAUAGCUCGAUCGAUCUCUCGUAGCUUGUAACCCCCCCAAUUAAGCUGCAGUGACGCAAACAGUUGGUUUGUCCGGCGUCGACUCCGGCCAUUGCUCCUCAUCGAUCACUGAUAUAUCGAUCUCUGAAGCAAAAAAAUCACUGCCAAAAACAAACAAACCCUUGUGGUCAGAGAGAGAGAGAGAGAGAUGGUGAUGUCUAGUACUAGUAAUACCUAAAGCUCACUCUCUCAGUACUCAUCUUUCAGCUUCCUGUGCUGCUUAGCUCCUUUCCUUUCCCCUUUCCUCUCCAACCUUUUCUUUCCCCUCUCCUUAAGCUUCGAUGCACACAUCACCAUCUUGAUCGAUCUCAUCAUCACCUGAUCACUAGCUAGUAGUGCUAGUAGCUAUAGUUCUCAUGUGAAGAGAGGAAGAACAGAGGAGGAGAUCGAGAGGAAGAAGAAGAAGAAGAAGAAGAAGAAGAAGAAGAAGAAGAAGAAGAAGAAGAUAGUGGCUGUGGCUGCAAGCCUGCAACAGUAGUACUAGAACUAUAGAUCUCACUCCCAGUAGGAAGCUAUAGUACACAAAGUGAGUGCAAAGUAGUGAUACACAAAAUGUUGCCUUACUUUCCUAACCUUCACCAUUUCUGCAUCUCCCAAGAAGCCCAGCCGCCACCGCCUCCAAACCCUACGACCACCAUGCAGCAGCAGCUGGAUCAGCAGCAGCAGCAGCAGCAGCAUCAGUACGACCACUUCUUCUCCGGCCACGGCCAGUUCAACUCCGAGACGCUGGAGGCCGUGCUCUGCAGGCCGCCGCGCGGCGCCGCCGCGGAUCCUGCUGUUCCGGCGGCGGCGGCGGCGGCGGCUGUUCUGACGGCGGCAAGAAACGGUGGCGGCGGCCAUGGCAGGGCGAGGAAGCGGCCGUUCAGGACGGACCGGCACAGCAAGAUCCGGACGGCGCAGGGGGUGCGCGACCGCCGGAUGCGGCUGUCGCUCGACGUCGCGCGCGACUUCUUCGCGCUGCAGGACCGCCUCGGCUUCGACAAGGCCAGCAAGACGGUGGACUGGCUGCUCACCCAGUCCAAGCCGGCCAUCGACCGCCUCGCCGCCGACCCCUCCUCCUCCUCCCACCGCGCCGCCGGCGACACCCGCAUGUCGUCGGCCGAGCGCGGCGGCGAUCACCACAUGGUCGCGGUCGGCGCCGCCGGAUCAGGGAAAGGAGACGCGGACAAGGCGAGGGGCCCCAGAGGUGGUAGAUCGGCGCCCAUGGAGCUCGGCUGCGAGCUCGGCCGCCUCGUGCCGGCGCCGGUGCUCGGCGAGUACUACUACGAGCUCGCCGAGAUGAUGAGCAACAACACCGGAGGAGAAGGAGACGACGACGGCGACUACGACGACGACGGCGAUUUCUUGGACGGUAUGCAAUAUUAGCUUCAGCUAGCUUAGCUUGCUUGCUUGCAUGGUUUCUCCUCUAGCUAGUAGCAGCUUAAUUAGCUAGCUUAUAAGCAGCUUGAUUGAUUGAUUAGGUCUUGAUCUGCUACUCUGCCCAGCAUUUCAGCGCUUCUAGUUGUUAAUUAAUUUGCAUGUGUACUUAGUACUAUGUCGACUAAUCUUAUGGUUUCAUGCAGCUCUUUAAUUUUAAUUUCUCGCUUUUGCUUAUCUGUCUAAGCUUUGUAAGAUUUGGCUUGAUUUGUUUGUUUGGUGUUUUCAAUUUAGGAGAGAUUAGUAAGCUUAA
This is a messenger RNA of Oryza sativa Japonica Group (Japanese rice), 1777 nucleotides long. RefSeq names its product transcription factor TB1-like. The record is from RefSeq and is a predicted model, not a curated record. Gene Ontology annotation, biological process: regulation of secondary shoot formation. Gene Ontology annotation, molecular function: sequence-specific DNA binding; DNA-binding transcription factor activity. NCBI's taxonomy places the organism in Eukaryota, Viridiplantae, Streptophyta, Magnoliopsida, Poales, Poaceae. Gene Ontology annotation, cellular component: nucleus.